CUUGUACAAUUGGCGAAGACGCACUAUUACACUACAAAAUCACAGGCAGGCCACUAGUUUUGCAACCUUUUCAAACAGAACCCCACCUAUGUCCUGGCCCAGGGAAACGGAUUGAUUGACUGUAGUCCAAGUAGGCAUUGAAAUGAAAAAAUAAGAUAAGCAUCUCCUCUUUAGACGGUAUGCCCAGCCCUAUUUCCUAAUAUAUAAGGCACAGAUUUCCCGCGCGAUCUCUGUUUUCCAUAACAGAGUCUAAGAAUCCCAAGAAACUUCAUCUACACAAUGGCGGACGCAGAGAAGGUUUACCGAGCUCACCCCAGAGACCUACCGACCUACGAUCAGGCCACCUCAGAAGAGCUUCGCAGGAUCACCCAGAACCCUAGCUGGAACUAUUCUCUCUUUGACUGUUGUUCACCAGGCACAUUAUGCUUGACCAGCUGCUGCCUCCCAUGCCUUGCCUUCGGCAAAACGCAAUCACGACUUCGUGACCCCACACUGCAGAGCUACGACUCGAUCAACGGUGAUUGUGUGAUCUGGUCCUUCCUCAGCCUUGGUCUUACACAGUGGAUCUAUCAGACUAUUAGAAGAGGCGAGCUGCGCAACAAGUAUGGGAUCGAGGGAUCGUGCUGUGGCGAUUGCUGUGUGAGCAUGUGCUGUGCCUGCUGCGCACUCAUCCAAGAGGAAAAGGAGGCUGAAAUACGUACCAGGCCUCAGGUUACAGGCUCAGAUUACCAGGGAAAUUUCCCAGAUAAGCUACCAGAGCCUUCAAAGAUUCAUCAAGGUCCAGAUAAAGCUUCGCCCAAGGCGCCACCGUUUAAACUUAGUGCUGACGGUGGCUUCAACGGCUCGAGGAUCGUCAGGGAUACGGUGAUUAAUGUGGAAGGUGUUCCUAUUAGGGAGUUCACGCUGGAUGACCCUCGGCUUCUCAGUUGUAUCCUUUUCCCAUCUUUGUUGGAUGGGGUUAUUGAUGGAAUUGUUCCGAACAUGACGGCUUGUCAUUAUAGGCCAUAUUCAUCUGUCAAUCAGACGUUUCAGUGUCCUAAUAAUAAGAAACGCACUAUUGCGCUCAGCCUUGACGCGGCUGCUAUUGUGGAUGCCGCUUGGUCGGGUCCCCGGGAAAGGAAUGUGCCUGGAGUGAAUAGCACUGGAUCGAUUGAGCAGUUCAAUCUUCUCAUUGCAAAGAAUACUAGUUUCGAUACCGCGGGGCUAAGUCACGAUGAGUAUCUGAGCCUCUUCAACCUCGCUGUGCAGGAGUACAGUGACUUCAUGAAUACGGCGGACCCCAAUUUGACUGAGUUCCGUAAGCUGGAGGAAAGCUCAUUCAUUACUUAUCGUGGAAUGGCCGAUCUCAACAUUCCGACGAGAGGCAUGGAAUUCUACUACGACAAUGUGAAGGCCAUGUUCCCCGACGUUCAACAGUUAUAUCGUGUCUUUGAGUCUCCCGGUCUGGGGUACUGUUCAGGAGGAAAGAGCGGACACCCCACGACUGUCUUCAAUGUCUUGAGACGCUGGGUUGAAAAUGAACCUUUCAUAUCCAUUCAGCCCCAUCAUAAUUCUUGUUAA
Molecule: messenger RNA, 1560 nt
Organism: Aspergillus eucalypticola CBS 122712
Lineage: Eukaryota; Fungi; Ascomycota; Eurotiomycetes; Eurotiales; Aspergillaceae
Product: PLAC8-domain-containing protein
Exons: 8
Coding region: 280-1560 (426 amino acids)
Source: RefSeq, a predicted model, not a curated record